Anoplopoma fimbria (sablefish) is the source of this 1819-nucleotide messenger RNA. It is a transcript of the gene vopp1b, whose product is annotated as VOPP1 WW domain binding protein b. The transcript is spliced from 6 exons. Gene Ontology annotation, cellular component: cytoplasmic vesicle membrane. The record is from RefSeq and is a predicted model, not a curated record. The coding region runs from base 1 to 684 and encodes 227 amino acids. NCBI's taxonomy places the organism in Eukaryota, Metazoa, Chordata, Actinopteri, Perciformes, Anoplopomatidae.
AUGCUAUCAUCUCCGUCUGUGGACCGUCUGACCGACCGACACCCACGUUACCUCCAUUCCUUCCCGUCAACCCGAAGUACUCAGUGCCGCGCCGGCUGCAUCUACUCCCUGGGUAUCGUCACCAUUAGAGGGUUCACACACACAAAGGAUGCAGGGAGAUCCUCGCUGAGUGUACUGCUCUCCAUGUCAUUGUGGAUUUUUUUACAGUGUGUGGAAGCCAAAAAGUACUGCUGGUAUUUUGAAGGCAGAUACCCCAUCUACUUCAUAUGUCGCUCCUAUGAGGACUGCUGUGGGACUCGCUGCUGUGUGAGAGCCCUGUCCAUCCAGAGACUAUGGUACUUCUGGGUGCUGCUGAUGAUGGGAGUGCUGUUCUGCUGCGGUGCCGGCUUCUUUGUCCGCAGAAGGAUGUAUCCGUCCCCUCUGAGAGACGAGCCAGCCUUCAAUGUCUCCUUCACCAGGCACCCUGUCACCACACCAGUUUCCCAGCAGCCAGGGAGUAUGCAGGGCUUUGGGGUCAACGGGAUGACAGGUGGCGACCCGGGGGUCUCCAUCACACACCCGGCGUACCCGCCACAGCCUGGCUCUGCCCAUAUGAUGAUGGCCUCCUACCCUCCACCUCCGUCCUACUGCAACCACCCGCCUCCUUCCUACGAACAAAUAUUUCAAAACAGCGACAAGAAGUAACCUCCACAAGGUAGAGAAGGAACUUGACAAGUAAAAAAAGGGAAGGAAGGAGGCAGUGAGAGGAAGUUCAGAUGAACACGAGGGAGAGGAACGCCUGCCAAUUGUUUUCAACUCAACUUUUUAUUCAUGUAUGACCUGGAAAACACACACAAUCUCUUGUCCUGUGGAAAAAGACCAAAAGAGGCACAGUAACCAGAAUCUAGAUGCACAGGCACACUCGUUCACUUAUGCACACUGCUUCAUUUGCUCUUGAUUUACAGCAUGUGGAUCUAUGUGUACAGUGAAGGGGCCCACCUUGUUGAACUUAAAGACGAGUGAGGAUGCACCCGUUCAGGUUUUGGAUUCACCCACUGUCACCUGUUCUCCUCCACCCUCCCAAUGCAACUACACCGAACUGUACAGAACGGAACUGAAACUCAUAAUGUGAUAAAAUGCUGGAUACAGUUUGUCUUCACGGAAAUUGUUUCAAUAAUUGUUUCUAUAAUUAGCUAUAAAAAAGACAUCUCUGUACAAACCAUCCAUUUUCAAAGGAUUACACCGAUUUAUACUUCCAUCCAGCAUUUCACCGCAAGAUGGGCCCUUUACUAAAUGAUGAGUUCUUGAUACAUUUUUUAUUACAGUAUGUGUCGUCCUGUUAUGUAAUGACAUAAUGAGCUGCUCCGGCAGUCACCAGCUCAUUCUCAUGUUAGCGGCGAUGAAGGCUUUUAGUUCACCGCAGGAGGAAUCAGACAAGGACAGAGUGAUGCUGAGACGUCAUAUGUAGAGUCACUUUGAUGAUCAGUAUGCCGCUGCUGUUCAAAUGGCAUAUGGGACAUGAGAGCCACACCUCACUUGUGUUCCACCACACCCCUUUGGCAUGUACAGAUUCUGCCACUGGUCCACAUGUUAUGCCAUACCAUUAUACUGGAAGAUCACCACUCCCUUAAGGCAGCUGUCACUAAUGUGAUCAACGCUAUACUUUUCUGGCACCUGACCCAGUGAGGCUCUCUGUAGCUACAUACUAGUCCUGUUGAGCUAGCAUAGCGAGUGUUGCCUUAGAUUCAUGCUACCAAUGUUGCGUUCGUGGAGGGACAGGAAAAUCAAUCACCAAAAGUCAAAUAACUUAUGGGGGCAAAGUAAAUCCACGCAAAGUUUA